Chelmon rostratus (copperband butterflyfish) is the source of this 6724-nucleotide messenger RNA. RefSeq lists its product as uncharacterized. The transcript has 28 exons. Bases 132 to 6122 code for a protein of 1996 amino acids. Gene Ontology annotation, biological process: proteolysis. The record is from RefSeq and is a predicted model, not a curated record. Gene Ontology annotation, molecular function: serine-type endopeptidase activity. NCBI's taxonomy places the organism in Eukaryota, Metazoa, Chordata, Actinopteri, Chaetodontiformes, Chaetodontidae.
GCAUCACUCCCCUGAACACCAGGAUCGUUGGAGGUGAAGACGCUCCACCUGGAAGUUGGCCCUGGCAGGUUAGUCUGCAGAGAUUUGGCGGCCAUGUUUGUGGUGGUUCCCUCGUCAACAGAGAGUGGGUGAUGUCUGCUGCUCACUGCUUCUCCAGCACAAGUACAUCUGGAUGGCGUAUUUCUCUGGGCCGUCAGAACCUGCAGGGCAACAACCCAAACGAAGUGUCCAGAACUGUUUCCACAAUCAUUUUGCAUCCAAACUACGACAGCGACACCAGCGACAACGACAUUGCUCUGCUCAGACUGUCCUCACCAGUCACAUUCACAGACUACAUCAGACCUGUGUGUCUGGCAGCCGGCGACAGUGUGUUCAACAACGGGACCGAUAGCUGGGUCACUGGCUGGGGAGCAGUGAAGGAGGGAGUGUCAUUACCGUUCCCUGAAACUCUCCAGGAAGUGGAGGUUCCAGUUGUGGGAAACAGACAAUGCAACUGUCUCAAUGGAGUGGGUACAGUCACAGACAACAUGAUCUGUGCUGGUGUUCUGGCAGGAGGCAAAGACUCAUGUCAGGGUGACUCAGGAGGUCCAAUGGUGAGCAAACAGGGCAACAUCUGGAUCCAGUCUGGAAUUGUCAGUUUUGGUUUUGGCUGUGCUCGGCCCAAUCUGCCAGGAGUCUACGCCAGAGUGUCCAGUUACCAGUCCUGGAUCAACUCCCACAUCAGCUCUGAUAAGCCGGGCUUCGUCCAGUUCACCUCCAGUGGGCUGGAUGCUGACAGCGGCUUCACCUGUCCUGGUCUGCCACCUCCUGUCAUUGCUACUGCUACUACCGGUCCUGCAGAACCUGAUGCAACUACAGCUCCAGUAUCCACUGCUUCAAGUGCUGAAUUGUGUGGCAUCACUCCGCUGAACACCAGGAUCGUUGGAGGUGAAGACGCUCCACCUGGAAGUUGGCCCUGGCAGGUUAGUCUGCAGAGAUUUGGCGGCCAUGUUUGUGGUGGUUCCCUCGUCAACAGAGAGUGGGUGAUGUCUGCUGCUCACUGCUUCUCCAGCACAAGUACAUCUGGAUGGCGUAUUUCUCUGGGCCGUCAGAACCUGCAGGGCAACAACCCAAACGAAGUGUCCAGAACUGUUUCCACAAUCAUUUUGCAUCCAAACUACGUCAGUGACACCAGCGACAACGACAUUGCUCUGCUCAGACUGUCCUCACCAGUCACAUUCACAGACUACAUCAGACCUGUGUGUCUGGCAGCCGGCGACAGUGUGUUCAACAACGGGACCGAUAGCUGGGUCACUGGCUGGGGAGCAGUGAAGGAGGGAGUGUCAUUACCGUUCCCUGAAACUCUCCAGGAAGUGGAGGUUCCAGUUGUGGGAAACAGACAAUGCAACUGUCUCAAUGGAGUGGGUACAGUCACAGACAACAUGAUCUGUGCUGGUGUUCUGGCAGGAGGCAAAGACUCAUGUCAGGGUGACUCAGGAGGUCCAAUGGUGAGCAAACAGGGCAACAUCUGGAUCCAGUCUGGAAUUGUCAGUUUUGGUUUUGGCUGUGCUCGGCCCAAUCUGCCAGGAGUCUACGCCAGAGUGUCCAGUUACCAGUCCUGGAUCAACUCCCACAUCAGCUCUGAUAAGCCGGGCUUCGUCCAGUUCACCUCCAGUGGGCUGGAUGCUGACAGCGGCUUCACCUGUCCUGGUCUGCCACCUCCUGUCAUUGCUACUGCUACUACCGGUCCUGCAGAACCUGAUGCAACUACAGCUCCAGAAUCCACUGCUUCAAGUGCUGAAUUGUGUGGCAUCACUCCCCUGAACACCAGGAUCGUUGGAGGUGAAGACGCUCCACCUGGAAGUUGGCCCUGGCAGGUUAGUCUGCAGAGAUUUGGCGGCCAUGUUUGUGGUGGUUCCCUCGUCAACAGAGAGUGGGUGAUGUCUGCUGCUCACUGCUUCUCCAGCACAAGUACGUCUGGAUGGCGUAUUUCUCUGGGCCGUCAGAACCUGCAGGGCAACAACCCAAACGAAGUGUCCAGAACUGUUUCCACAAUUAUUUUGCAUCCAAACUACGACAGCGACACCAGCGACAACGACAUUGCUCUGCUCAGACUGUCCUCACCAGUCACAUUCACAGACUACAUCAGACCUGUGUGUCUGGCAGCCGGCGACAGUGUGUUCAACAACGGGACCGAUAGCUGGGUCACUGGCUGGGGAGCAGUGAAGGAGGGAGUGUCAUUACCGUUCCCUGAAACUCUCCAGGAAGUGGAGGUUCCAGUUGUGGGAAACAGACAAUGCAACUGUCUCAAUGGUGUGGGUACAGUCACAGACAACAUGAUCUGUGCUGGUGUUCUGGCAGGAGGCAAAGACUCAUGUCAGGGUGACUCAGGAGGUCCAAUGGUGAGCAAACAGGGCAACAUCUGGAUCCAGUCUGGAAUUGUCAGUUUUGGUUUUGGCUGUGCUCGGCCCAAUCUGCCAGGAGUCUACGCCAGAGUGUCCAGUUACCAGUCCUGGAUCAACUCCCACAUCAGCUCUGAUAAGCCGGGCUUUGUCCAGUUCACCUCCAGUGGGCUGGAUGCUGACAGCAGCUUCACCUGUCCUGGUCUGCCACCUCCUGUCGUUGCUACUACUACUGGUCCUGCAGAACCUGAUGCAACUACAGCUCCAGUAUCCACUGCUUCAAGUGCUGAAUUGUGUGGCAUCACUCCGCUGAACACCAGGAUCGUUGGAGGUGAAGACGCUCCACCUGGAAGUUGGCCCUGGCAGGUUAGUCUGCAGAGAUUUGGCGGCCAUGUUUGUGGUGGUUCCCUCGUCAACAGAGAGUGGGUGAUGUCUGCUGCUCACUGCUUCUCCAGCACAAGUACAUCUGGAUGGCGUAUUUCUCUGGGCCGUCAGAACCUGCAGGGCAACAACCCAAACGAAGUGUCCAGAACUGUUUCCACAAUCAUUUUGCAUCCAAACUACGACAGUGACACCAGCGACAACGACAUUGCUCUGCUCAGACUGUCCUCACCUGUCACAUUCACAGACUACAUCAGACCUGUGUGUCUGGCAGCCGGCGACAGUGUGUUCAACAACGGGACCGAUAGCUGGGUCACUGGCUGGGGAGCAGUGAAGGAGGGAGUGUCAUUACCGUUCCCUGAAACUCUCCAGGAAGUGGAGGUUCCAGUUGUGGGAAACAGACAAUGCAACUGUCUCAAUGGAGUGGGUACAGUCACAGACAACAUGAUCUGUGCUGGUGUUCUGGCAGGAGGCAAAGACUCAUGUCAGGGUGACUCAGGAGGUCCAAUGGUGAGCAAACAGGGCAACAUCUGGAUCCAAUCUGGAAUUGUCAGUUUUGGUUUUGGCUGUGCUCGGCCCAAUCUGCCAGGAGUCUACGCCAGAGUGUCCAGUUACCAGUCCUGGAUCAACUCCCACAUCAGCUCUGAUAAGCCGGGCUUUGUCCAGUUCACCUCCAGUGGGCUGGAUGCUGACAGCAGCUUCACCUGUCCUGGUCUGCCACCUCCUGUCAUUGCUACUGCUACUACCGGUCCUGCAGAACCUGAUGCAACUACAGCUCCAGAAUCCACUGCUUCAAGUGCUGAAUUGUGUGGCAUCACUCCCCUGAACACCAGGAUCGUUGGAGGUGAAGACGCUCCACCUGGAAGUUGGCCCUGGCAGGUUAGUCUGCAGAGAUUUGGCGGCCAUGUUUGUGGUGGUUCCCUCGUCAACAGAGAGUGGGUGAUGUCUGCUGCUCACUGCUUCUCCAGCACAAGUACAUCUGGAUGGCGUAUUUCUCUGGGCCGUCAGAACCUGCAGGGCAACAACCCAAACGAAGUGUCCAGAACUGUUUCCACAAUCAUUUUGCAUCCAAACUACGACAGUGACACCAGCGACAACGACAUUGCUCUGCUCAGACUGUCCUCACCAGUCACAUUCACAGACUACAUCAGACCUGUGUGUCUGGCAGCCGGCGACAGUGUGUUCAACAACGGGACCGAUAGCUGGGUCACUGGCUGGGGAGCAGUGAAGGAGGGAGUGUCAUUACCGUUCCCUGAAACUCUCCAGGAAGUGGAGGUUCCAGUUGUGGGAAACAGACAAUGCAACUGUCUCAAUGGAGUGGGUACAGUCACAGACAACAUGAUCUGUGCUGGUGUUCUGGCAGGAGGCAAAGACUCAUGUCAGGGUGACUCAGGAGGUCCAAUGGUGAGCAAACAGGGCAACAUCUGGAUCCAGUCUGGAAUUGUCAGUUUUGGUUUUGGCUGUGCUCGGCCCAAUCUGCCAGGAGUCUACGCCAGAGUGUCCAGUUACCAGUCCUGGAUCAACUCCCACAUCAGCUCUGAUAAGCCGGGCUUCGUCCAGUUCACCUCCAGUGGGCUGGAUGCUGACAGCAGCUUCACCUGUCCUGGUCUGCCACCUCCUGUCGUUGCUACUACUACUGGUCCUGCAGAACCUGAUGCAACUACAGCUCCAGUAUCCACUGCUUCAAGUGCUGAAUUGUGCGGCAUCACUCCCCUGAACACCAGGAUCGUUGGAGGUGAAGACGCUCCACCUGGAAGUUGGCCCUGGCAGGUUAGUCUGCAGAGAUUUGGCGGCCAUGUUUGUGGUGGUUCCCUCGUCAACAAAGAGUGGGUGAUGUCUGCUGCUCACUGCUUCUCCAGCACAAGUACAUUCCGAUGGCGGAUUUCUCUGGGCCGUCAGAACCUGCAGGGCAACAACCCAAACGAAGUGUCCAGAACUGUGUCCGCAAUUAUUUUGCAUCCAAACUACGACAGCGACACCAGCGACAACGACAUUGCUCUGCUCAGACUGUCCUCACCAGUCACAUUCACAGACUACAUCAGACCUGUGUGUCUGGCAGCCGGCGACAGUGUGUUCAACAACGGGACCGAUAGCUGGGUCACUGGCUGGGGAGCAGUGAAGGAGGGAGUGUCAUUACCGUUCCCUGAAACUCUCCAGGAAGUGGAGGUUCCAGUUGUGGGAAACAGACAAUGCAACUGUCUCAAUGGAGUGGGUACAGUCACAGACAACAUGAUCUGUGCUGGUGUUCUGGCAGGAGGCAAAGACUCAUGUCAGGGUGACUCAGGAGGUCCAAUGGUGAGCAAACAGGGCAACAUCUGGAUCCAGUCUGGAAUUGUCAGUUUUGGUUUUGGCUGUGCUCGGCCCAAUCUGCCAGGAGUCUAUGCCAGAGUGUCCAGUUACCAGUCCUGGAUCAACUCCCACAUCAGCUCUGAUAAGCCGGGCUUCGUCCAGUUCACCUCCAGUGGGCUGGAUGCUGACAGCAGCUUCACCUGUCCUGGUCUGCCUACUUCCCCAACAAUUUCACCAACAACAAGACCAAGUCCUCCUACCCCAACUCUAACCAGUCCUGCAAGACCCGUGUGUGGUAAAGCUCCAAUGAACAGUCGUGUUGUUGGCGACAGCGGUGUUGUACCUGGAGGAAUGUGGCCCUGGAUGGUCCGUCUCCACAAAAAUGGUGUCUUCACUUGUGGAGGAACCCUCAUCACAAAAAAGUUUGUCCUCACAUCCGCCCGAUGCUUCUCGAGCCCCAAUCCAGAUGUCAGUGAGUGGACUGUGUUUGUGGGCCACCGAAGUGUCAACAGCGUUGAAGAUUUCGAGAUGUCUGUGGGUGUUGCGAAAAUUAUAGUGAGCCAACUGACCAGUUUCAAUAUUGCACUUGUGCGGCUGGUUAAGCCCAUCAGCUACCAAGAUUAUAUCCAGCCUGUGUGUAUGGAUGUUAGCAAUUCCAGAUCCUUCCCCAUUGGAACUCGAUGCUGGGUGGCAGGCUGGGAUCAGGCAAGCGCAGCUGACUCAAGUCUACGUGACCUUGAAACUGAAGUGGCAAGUUGUGGGAAUAUUUCUGAUACGGAGAACAUUUGCACUUACACCAUGGACCUUCAACAGGGUGAUCAGGGCAGCCCUCUGCUGUGCAAGUCAGACUCAUCUUGGUUCCAGGUGGCCGUUGUAACAAUGAGUGGAAGUAAAUCAGGCCGUGCUGACAUUCAGGUCUUCACCAAAACGUCAACUUUCGGGUCCUUCUUAAAGGAAACUGUUGGUGACAUGCCAUCUCCUUCAACAACUGCAACAGGAAAUGUGCCACGUUUCGCAAUUUCCUUAUUCCUCCUUUUCACUGUACCCAUUACCUCAAUGUUCCUGUUAUAAGGAUGUUCGGUCUAUUGUCAGCAGUGUGGCUGAAGUAGUUCAUUACUGCACUUAACUUCUCAGGUUCUGCAAAUGCACUUAAAAUACUCAGGUCAAACUGAUAAAAACGUUGCUUCAUGAGGCAUUUUAAUUUUUAAAAACAAACUGAAUUUUACUGUUGUACGAUGAUUUUUUUCAUAGAAAUGAAUUGUGCGUUGAAAUGUCUUUUUCAAAAUGUCAUUCAUGGAAUCCAGUUAAAUGAAGAACAACAUUUUGUUAUUUAUUCUUGUGUUCCCAUAAACCUCUGUUGUCUUUCCACUUAAGAAUAUGAUGAUGGGUCUUGUAUGAAGUUUAAUCUCCUUAAACUGUAAGACAAAUGAAAUGUAAUUUUAAUCACUUGUAUAUAAUAAAUAUUGAUGAAGCAUAAAAUAAAUGUCCCAUCAAUCAAUUCAAAAUACUUAGAUCAAUAUUGCACAUUUUACAAUUUAUUCCUAAACAAAGCAAUUCAAGUUGUCAAUAAAAGUUGUAUCAGUUAUUUUUAGCAAGUGCACAUAAAACAUAGCAUUUCAGCAGUUUCACAGGACAAUAUGUGAUGAAAACCAGAAUCCAGCUGAUCACACUGA